AUGAUUUUAUCUAAAGAUUAUGAAGAAGAAGAUGGCUACCGUGACUUCAGGCCACGCUAUCCAAAAAGACAGAGACUGCCACCAGUGGUUCAGCUUUGUAAAGAUAUGUUGCCAGAUAUCAGGACUAUAGGUGAGUCGGUGAAGGCUUUCGAAGAAGACAUUAAGUUUUUAAGUGAAGCGAUCAUCAAUGAAUUUGGUAAUGAUGAGUACUUCAAUUCUGCGCUGUUGUCGACCUUUAAUGCACUGAUUCUAGAACAGCCACAUAAGCAACCGGCAAUUGCUUUGUUAACCAUGGUUGUUAACUCUGGGAAUGAAGUUGCUGGGAAAACUAUUGUGAAUCAGUUUUACGAAAAGUUACAAAAAUGGAUCAGUGCUAGUGCAGAUGAUGAUUUUGAGGUGACGUCUAAUGAAACUGGGCCAUGGAAUAAAGUUAAACUAACUUUGAGAUUCUUAUCUUUGUUAUCUCCGAUAAUUUCUGUGGAGGAGAUAAUUGGCGUAUACCGGAAGUUGUUUGAAUUGGCUGUGGAAUUAAACAAAGCCAGUGGAGAGAAGAGAAACCCAUUAUCUGAAGCUAUCUAUACAAACACUUUAUUGGAUAUCCCAUAUUUAUUCUUUUUUAACAGAGAAAGCGAAGAAUUGAAAUUAAAGGUCCAAGAUCUAAUGUUGUAUGUGGAAUCUAACUAUUUUGUGAAAAAGGUUGACCUUUCAUUGACUAGAGAAUACAAUAAAAAUUUGCCAUACGCACCUGUUCAGUGGGUCCAAGUUGUUUUGACAAAUGUUAAGAAUUGCUUGGCUAAUGAUAUGAAGGAAUUGAAGAACUUAUUCCCUGAUUAUCAACAUAUGUUGGGCUCUCUGCCAGCUGAACUACAGUUUAACGAUCCAUUAGUAUUGCCUGAAUUAGAGAAACUAUUGCCUUUCAGUGGGUUGGAUAAAGGGUUAGGUUCCGUUGAUAGUAUGUGGAAGACUCCAAGAACCGCUUUCCAAGUCUACUUGCCAAAUGUCGUGGGUGCUUUCUCUACUGUCGUUCCGGUCACCUCGUAUGCCGGUAUGUUAUUCGACGAUAUAAUUGUUGAUAUUGUUGAAAGUUUAGAAUUCAACAGACAUGAAGUUGCAAGGCAAGUGGUAACAUUGGACCUAUACUUUAAGCCAGGCAUUUUCACUGAACCAGGUCUGUCAGUUGCACAAUUAUUGGCCCAACAUGAGGAAACCCCAGAGCUCUCUACUUAUAAAAUCGAAGAUCUAGCUAUUGAAAAUAUUUUGGGUUUAAUUUUCAAGUUACCAACAGUCACUCAAUCAUUUGCCUAUUUUUACACAUUGUUGGUCGAGAUUUGUCAAAAUUCUCCCAAAGCUAUUGCUCCGGUUUUUGGUAGAGCGUUCAGAUUAUUUUACAAUAAUUUGGAUAAUAUGGACCAUGAAUUAAAAAUGAGGUAUCUAGACUGGUUUUCGAUUCAAAUGAGUAACUUUAAUUUCUCUUGGAAAUGGAAUGAAUGGGAGCAAGAUUCCAUUGCCUUCUCCAAGUCGUUUUACAAUCCACGUAUUACGUUUGCCAAAAACUUAAUAAGAAAGGAAUUAAGGUUAACGUCGAAUAGGCCAGAUGUUGAAGAUAGUUUAACAGUUGAAUUCAAACAGUAUUUGGAUGCCUCAUAUAUAACAAAGAAUCAACUAACUGCUUACUAUCAAUCUCUUUUUGAAGGAUUUGAGUUUGACCCCGAAAUCAUCAAGGAUAAUGAUUUAUUAUUUAAAAAUGAAGCAUUCCCAUUCCAUGACAAAGUCCAACUGAUUUUAGAUUAUUUUCACAAACAACAACUUGAAAAAAAUGUUUCUGAAUUGGAAUCGUUGUUGGAAGAUAUUAGGACAACUUGUAGUGCUCAAAUUCCGGAUUUCGAUAGAUUUACAGUCACAUUGUUAAUUCAAGCGUUGGUAUAUUCAGGUAAUAGAUCUCUAUCUCAUGCCAACAAAUAUAUCUCCGAUGCCAAGAAUGAUUUAGUAAUGAUAUUAGGCAAGAUUGCCCUGUCAGAUGUAGUGAAAGAACAAUGGAUUAUUGAAGCCGUUAUUAGAUAUUGGAACUGUAACUCCCAAAACGGAUUUUUGAUUGUCGAUUCGUUCAAACACAGCGAAUUGGUAACUGCCAAAUCUAUCCUAGCGUUCUCUUUUUCAGAUCUAAAUGGCCAAAACUUGGGGUUGGUCGAAGCAACCUCCAUCGAAUCUACUUUUAGGACAUUAACCCAGCUAGCUUUACAACAAACCAGUGAUAUCAGUGUUUUCGAAUUUGUAUUUGAGAGGUUAGUGACUAUUGCUAACGAAACUAUAUCACAAUUAGGUAUGCCAGACGAAGAAAUUGUAGCCCCGCUCGUGGACAACGAAUCUAUGCUUGAUGAUGAUGAAUUGUCAAGGCUGGAUCUAAUGUGGAAAUAUGAAAGCACAAUGGGUUUCAUCAAAAGUAUUCUACGGAAGUAUUCGGAUGAAUAUUCCAUUUUGUUAGACAAGUUCAAAUCAGACGUCGAUCAAUCUGUUUCCCACGAACCAACACGGGCUCAAUUGAACCAAUGGUUUCAAGAAAUUUGCGAAUUAUGA
Eremothecium cymbalariae DBVPG#7215 is the source of this 2574-nucleotide messenger RNA. RefSeq names its product Sto1p (gene STO1). The record is from RefSeq and is a predicted model, not a curated record. Gene Ontology annotation, molecular function: protein binding; RNA cap binding; mRNA binding. Gene Ontology annotation, biological process: nuclear-transcribed mRNA catabolic process, nonsense-mediated decay; mRNA export from nucleus. The transcript has a single exon. Bases 1 to 2574 code for a protein of 857 amino acids. Gene Ontology annotation, cellular component: nuclear cap binding complex; nucleus. NCBI's taxonomy places the organism in Eukaryota, Fungi, Ascomycota, Saccharomycetes, Saccharomycetales, Saccharomycetaceae.